AUGAAACAGAUAAAAUGCCUGAUAAGCUUUCUGGAAUCCAGCUCUAAUGUUUGCCUACUCUUGUGGAUGACUCUAUGUGUGGUGAUCUAUGCCUACCUGCCGAAUAUGCCUCAAAUUGUGCCCCAACCUGAGAUCGCAGUGGAUCCGAACAUGCCGUACACCCUCGUGUGCGCCCCAUACCCAGGCGCUUAUCAUGACAGGCGUUCAGCGAUACGGCAAACUUGGGGUCAUGUGGCGACCAAUUCAAACUCUCAAUCCUCACUUCGUCUCCUCUUUCUCUUCGGCACUGUUGCGGAUGACGAGCUGCAGUCGUCGCUGCUGGCGGAGCACGAGCAGCACAACGACUUGCUGCAGGGCAAUUUCUUGGAUGGCUACUACAAUCUAACCUACAAGCAUGUAAUGGCCCUCAAGUGGUUUCACACUCGCUGCGAUCAGGCGCCGCUGUUGGUUAAAGUGGAUGAUGACAUCUUUCUCAAUACGCUGCAGCUGCAGCAUCACCUGAGCCACCCAUCCUCAACCUGGAAUCCUCUCUCCGCUCUUCAUUCUCAGCGGCAGCUGCUGCUGUGCGCCAUCAACAAGAAGGAUCGAGUAGCACGUUCCUAUUCCUCCAAGUGGCGUGUCGGUUUCCGGGAAUACCCUCAUCGUUACUAUCCGCCCUUCUGUCCGGGCUUUGCAGUCUUCUACUCCUCGCAGGUGGCCAAGCGACUCUACUUUGCUGCUCAACGUAGCAACUUUUUUCGACUGGAUGAUGUCCUGAUCACUGGCAUUCUCUCCAAGCGCUGUAACAUUACUCUAACAGAUCUUACAUCUUAUGUGCUAUAUCCGAAUAAACUGAAGCUGCUGCUUAAGGGUCGCCUGGAACCAGAAGAGUAUCUAGUUUCCUGGCACAAAAUGUCGCCGCAGCAGAUUUUUCGACUGUGGCAGCUACAUGGGAUGGUGAAUACAACAAAUACAGUAAAAUAAUGACAUAAUAUAGCCUAAAAGAAGCUAAGCAACUUCUUGUGGGGCGAUAGAUCUCUCAGAUAAUGUACAUACAUAUA
Drosophila arizonae is the source of this 1040-nucleotide messenger RNA. Its product is annotated as beta-1,3-galactosyltransferase 5-like. The record is from RefSeq and is a predicted model, not a curated record. Lineage: Eukaryota; Metazoa; Arthropoda; Insecta; Diptera; Drosophilidae.